GUUACGCCAUUUACAGUGCCCUUCAAACUGAACAUGUUUUCUCACUUCGGGUCGGAAUCUCACUGAAAUGACGCGCGUCCCAGCCAUCGUGCAUCAGUUUUGGAGUCCCCUGGAAAUACUUGUGCUGUCGUCUGUGGCACUUUCAGCGUGUUUCUGUGUUUGUUUGUAUUUUGCGAGUAUUUGCAGGACAUGUGUCACCAAACUAAUGAAGAUGCUUUCUGAAUGUGCUUGUGUUUUUUCUUCUGUUGCAGCGCCGUGAUACCUAGCGGCUUCCGUAAUAUCCCGAAACCAUCGUUCAAAUCGCAAUUAGCAUUACAAAGUUGCGUGGUAGAACAUCAGUCAAUUGUGCUGAUAUUAGGAAUCACUAUAUUAGAUGUCGUUCUGCAUUGCUCUUUGUGUCCUUAAAAGGCAAAACCAAAAGGCGACGGCACUUCAAACGGCUAUUAAUGCAGAACGUGUGCAACAUGACUCACGAUACCACUGUUUAAAAUAGAGCGACAUCACCAGAAUCUCUGAGUUCUGACCCAUCAAAGUUCAUCACAAUGUUAAAUCUGUGGGAUUUUUCUCCCUCCUGAUGAACAUCGUACGCCCGAUCGAUGGCUUAUGAAAGUCACGCACACCUCUCCUCAGUGAAGCACAUCAUUUGAGCCUCAUUCAUGGGUCACGAGCGGAUGAGAUACACCACAGAAAUAAACAGAAGAAGAAGAAGCCGACAGGAGAACAAUAGUGUCGCUUUACUUCACAAACACCACCGAUAAAUGAGUGUCUGUCAUACACUAGAUGUUCUUUACACACUUCUGUAUCAUUGUGUUUUGGUUGUGUUUAGAUUGUCCGGGUGUAAUGUGACUGAUGAGUGUUGUGAGAGUUUGUCUUCAUGUCUACAAUCAUCGACGUCUCUGAGAGAGCUGGACCUGAGUAACAAUGAUCUGAAGGAUUCAGGAGUGAAGCUGAUCUCUGAUGCUCUCAAGACUCACAACUGUCAACUACACACACUGAGGUUAUCAGGUUGUAUGGUGACAGAUGAAGGUUGUUGUUAUUUGGCUUCAGCUCUGAGUUCAAACCCGUCACACCUGAGAGAGCUGGAUCUGAGCUACAAUCACCCACAACACUCAGCACUUCAGCUGCUCUCUGAUAGACUCAAUGAUCCAAACUACACACUCAACACACUCAAUGUGAGUCAUGGAGGAGAGAGAAGAAUUACAGCAGGACUACACAAGUAUGCCUGUGAUCUCACACUGGAUCCAAACACAGCAAACACUGAACUCAAACUGUCUGAAGAGAACAGAAAUAUCACAGGUGUGAGAGGGCGUCAGUCGUAUCCUGAUCAUCCAGAUAGAUUUGAUCAUCGUCCUCAGGUGUUGUGUAGACAGAGUCUGACUGGACGCUGUUACUGGGAGGCUGAAUGGAGCGAAUCAGUUGUUCAUAUAUCAGUGUCAUAUAAAAGCAUCAGCAGGAAAGGAAGGAGUCGUGACAGUGUGUUUGGACUCAAUGAUAAAUCAUGGAUUCUGAUCUGCUCUGAUAACACAUUCACUGCACGUCACAAUAGUAAAGAUACAGUCAUUAAUGUCUCUUCAGUUGUGUGUAAGAGAGCAGGAGUGUAUGUGGACGAGUCGGCCGGCACUCUGUCCUUCUACAGCGUCUCUGACACACACACACUCACACACUUGCACACAUUCUACACAACAUUCACUGAACCGCUCUGUGCUGGAUUUACUGUGUUUGAGGACUCCUCAGUGUCUCUGUGUGAUUAUAAAACAGAUGGUUCUGAUCUUUGGAUCUGAUUGGUUGAGUCAUGUUGUAAAUAAUUUCAGAAACACACACCUGUGAACACAUGACAGCAGUACUGCAUGAGUCAAGAGUCAUAUUUUAUAUCAACAUCAUUACAUUUGUGUCACUGUGUUUAUUUUAUGAAACAUUUUCAUGUAUGUGAAGUAAUUGUUUUAUGAAAGAAAUAAGUUGUGUGAAGUUGUGGUUUACAGUGAAUUUAGAACAGUUAAGGGAGUUUCUGUGUUGUGUCCAAGUCCAACAAAACCUCUUAUCUGUUCUAAAUUCACUGUAAACCACAACUUCAUGAGACUUGCUUUAUUAAUAUCAUUACAGUUUAUUUUCUGUGUUAUUUUAUGAAAACCUCACGUUUAUGGAAUGACCAUUUUAUAAAAGCAAAAUAAAAAUAUUUUGUGUAAUAUUGUUACCAUAUUUUUAAGUAAAUAUCUGUGUCAUUUUGGGGGUUAUAACUUUGCAUUGUUCCUAACACCACCUCUUAGCUGUUAUAAAUUCACUGUAAACCACAAAUUUAUGAAGUUAUUCUUUUAUAACAUCUGAAAUAAAAAAUGUGUUAUGGGAUAAUGUUUGAUGAGUUUGAUUGACAUCUGUUUUAGACAAUGAGCAGGUUAUCCAGACUGUGGUCAUUUUACUUUUUUAUUUCUUAUGUAUGCUCAUGUGAACAAUAGGCCUAUGUUUACAUCUUGCCAGUUUCUUAUUAUCUACUAUAUGAUUUUUAUACUUCCUUGUGCAUUACAUAGACGUAUCAGCAGAUGUGAUACAUUUUAUGCAACAAUUUCAUAUAACCUCUGUUUCUUUGAUUCAGUUUGUUAUGUGGCUAUGAAAACUGCCUACGAAUAUUAAACAAGUGAUUCAUAAAUGUUAUUCUGUUAUGUUUUUGUGUUGGACUCCCGCAGGGGUUGACAGACUUAAAUAAAAUUGUACUUUUUUGGUAAAGUGUUUAUUUAAAAAAAUAUUCCCUUAACAGAGUAUGAAUUACACAUCUGUUCAGGCUAUAAAUUGAAUAUUGACAGAAACUACCAUGUGCAGCAAUUGACCAAUCAGAAUCGAGUAUCC
Messenger RNA from Triplophysa rosa, 2838 nucleotides. RefSeq names its product ribonuclease inhibitor-like. The coding region runs from base 759 to 1781 and encodes 340 amino acids. The transcript is spliced from 4 exons. Gene Ontology annotation, molecular function: protein binding. The record is from RefSeq and is a predicted model, not a curated record. NCBI's taxonomy places the organism in Eukaryota, Metazoa, Chordata, Actinopteri, Cypriniformes, Nemacheilidae.